CUCAACCUGUUUCACCAUGGCAUCGACUGCAAAAGCAAAGUCAAAACCUCCUCCACUUUCAGAUCAAGAGAUACAGCAAAAUUAUAAUCGGUUCACAAGUGAACUUCAGACUCUAGCACGAAAGAUUGGUGAAUUGGAGGCGGAAUCCGAAGAACAUGGACUUGUUCUCAGUACGCUAGAGGAGGCGUUGGAAGAAGAACCCGAUCGGAAAUGUUUUCGUUUAAUCGGCGGUGUGCUAGUAGAGAGAACAGUGAAAGAUGUUGUCCCUGCGCUGCAAACAAAUCGCGACGGGAUUCGAAAAGCGGUCGAGAAUCUGACUGAGCAAUACACGACCAAGGAAAAAGAGUUGGAUGCAUUCAAACAAGAUUAUAACAUUCGACUUGUAACGAAAGCCUAGAGAAUAUAGAUAACGGUUAAACUGCCA
Messenger RNA from Marasmius oreades (fairy-ring Marasmius), 424 nucleotides. RefSeq lists its product as uncharacterized. Gene Ontology annotation, biological process: protein folding. The transcript has 4 exons. Gene Ontology annotation, molecular function: protein folding chaperone. The record is from RefSeq and is a predicted model, not a curated record. The coding region runs from base 17 to 397 and encodes 126 amino acids. NCBI's taxonomy places the organism in Eukaryota, Fungi, Basidiomycota, Agaricomycetes, Agaricales, Marasmiaceae. Gene Ontology annotation, cellular component: cytoplasm; prefoldin complex.